AUGGACUCAACAAACGAGUCCAAGGUCGCGGCUUCCGCGACCGACGACCACAUAACUACACGAUUACUACGAUUUGUUUCUACGGCUUCGAAUGAGCAGCUUAUUUUGGCAGCUCUUGUUUUGUCAUUCGGCAUAUACAUAAUAAUCGAUGGACUGUUUCUUCUCCUCCUUGGAGGCCUAGGCGGUGUCAUCCUACAUACAUUUUUUACGGAGAAAAGUGCUUUAGCUGUGCGAGAAGAAGCAGUGAAGCCGGAAGACAUUCAGUAUGAAUUAGUUGAGGCUGGUCCAGGAAUCAACUUCGAGGGUUUUCGACCUAAGACUGCCACUGCGUUAAACGACUUAGUUGAUGCCGUCAUCCGGGAUUAUGUCAAGUAUUGGUACAGUCCAAUACUCCCAAACGACGAAGCAUUUCCCAUUGCUGCGAGAUCAACCCUCACGAGGUUCAUUCUAUCGAUGUCCCAGCGUUUGUCGAGAAAGCGACCUGCCGACACUUUCCUUGAUUUCCUUACCAACUCGUCUUCCAUUACCAUUGUCUUCCUCAAUGAGUUGGCGAAUGCAACUUCUGCGACCCCAGGAACUAACCGGCCUGUCGGAGAGAUGGUGACCGCUUAUUUGAGUACAAACCCAGAUAGCAGUCUGGCCAACAUUAUGAAUGAGAGACAGCAGAAAAUAAAGUUUACAAUGGCAGCAGACGAUCUUCUGCGAAGCUUCCUUGAGAAGUCAGUCUAUGAAUCCGGACCAGCCAAAAUCUUUUUAAGGGAGAUCCUAGCUGGAGUCGUGUUGGAAAUGACUCUAAAAAGUUGUUCCAAGCCGGAGUUUAUCAACGGAUGGAUUGUAUACCUCUUAGAAGACGGAGAGCCUGGAUUGGGACAGGCGAUUGAUGAAGCCAUGGACCGUAGAAAUAUCCACGAUCCAUUCUCCGACAUCGAUGGUAACGUCGGGAAUAUUAGUAUUGUUAGAUCCCCUAAGAAACAAAGGCAUCAAAGGCAAAUUUCGGAUGAAGAUGCCAACAAUGAAGCUAUGGCAGAAGCGAAAAGACUCAGCAUGUUGAUUGCUGCAGAGGAUGCAAAGAAACUUGCGCAAAUCGAUGAUUUCAAGGACGAAGAAAAAAAGCCCCUUGACGAUCAAAAUGUCAAAGAGAAUAUACUACCGGAAUCGGUUCCUGUAUCAUCAACAAACGGCAUUCCGCCUCACACCCCUAUUACAGACUCAAGACCCUCUCUAUCUGGAUCUGAUACGAACAGCAGAUCCCCUAUGUCUCCUGACUCAAAGCAAGCUCUAUCGCCUACGACCCCUCAGACCACUUCCUCGUUUACCAGCUUCGACCAGAUCGUGCCCCCCACACCUGCCGCAUUAUACUCAAAUGAAACCUCACCUCAGAGAAGCAAGCCAGUGCCUCUAACCUUACAUAAUGCGAACAUCAUUAUUUAUGAUGACUCAGUCGCUUCCGAUAAAGGAAGGAUCAAGAACAAACCUACAAUGGAUUAUAUGGUUCAAAUUGAACCACAGUCAUCGAUCCAUCCAGGAUGGAUGAUUGUCCGAAGAUAUUCGGAUUUUGAGACCUUACAUGAGGUACUUGGACGAAUCGCUAAAGUUUCGGGUGCGAAUGCUUUUAUUGAAAAACACCAAGAUUUACCAAACUGGAAGACCCUCACCAAACCAUUGCUACGCGUUGAAUUGGAACAGUAUCUAAAAGAUGCUCUCACGCACCAGCCACUUGCUGAAACCGAGGGCAUGAAACGAUUCUUGGAAAAGGAUCAAGGGACAAUGCCGGCAACAGCUACAAAAGCUGGCUUCAACUGGCCUACAUCUUCUCUCGAGAAUAUGGGUAAAGGCGUUUUUGAUACACUUAAAAGCGCUCCGAAAGGGGCAGCUGCCGGGGUCACCGGAGUCUUCAGCAACAUUGGAUCACUUGCACAAAAGAGAGCCAGUCAGAGUAACUUGCACUCUCAAAACCGUAUCUCGACACCAGCACUGUCAAGAGUGGAUAGUAUGGCAUCUCAGAGUAGCUUGCAAUCCCAAAAUCGUAUGUCAACACCGGCUCUGUCAAGAGUGGAUAGCAUGGCCUCAUCAAAUGGUUCUUCAUUUGAACAAAAAAGGGGUAGAUUGAGCGAGGAGAGCAUGAAAGCAGCUUCAUUUGUCUCACAUCCUGGAAAGACAGCGUCUCUCGGACGAAAAUUAAGUCGUGGUUCUAUUCCAGGCGCUGAAGAGGAGUCUGGUAUUAGAACCAGAGGAUCAUCUGUAAGCAGCCAUAUGAGCACCGCCUACAGCCCGUCAAACAGUCGUGAGCCUAGUCAAACGCCAUCAACAUCCAAGUUACAUCUGCCACCACCACCUACUGAGAUGCCCGAUGAUUAUACUACUCCAGUUGACAGGCCGUUGAAUCAAUCUGGGCUAGAGAAUGAAAACAACGGUGCAAUCACGGCACCAAAUGAGAAAAACAUUGCCCCAGUCGAGAAGUCAUUGCACCAAGAUGUGGUUGACAAUGACAAUAGCGUUGCACCCACAACAGCGAAUGAGAAAAAGCCUGCCCUGACCGAGAAGCCACUGAACCAGGACAUGUUAGGCAGUGACAAAAGCCAAGCACCUAUAGUAUCAAAAGAGAAGAAAACUGCCCCACUGAAUGAGGAAGAAACCAAAGUAGCAAUCGAGCUCCUCUUCGCCAUCAUAACAGAACUAUAUACUCUGUCUUCUGCUUGGACCUUCCGACGCACACUCCUCACUGCCGCGAAAACAUUUCUUCUUCGUCCAGGAAACCCUUCUUUAUCCUCUAUCCAAGGUCUCUUACAAGAGUCCGUUAUCUCGGCCUAUACUUCCGAUGCGGGAAUUGCAUCUUCCAUCCAAAAAUUAAGAGAGAACGGCUUACCUACAGACGCCGAAUUGAAAGCCUGGCCAGAAGAGAUGACUGCAGAGCAAAAGGAAAAGUUGAAGACUAAGGCAAGAAAGCUUCUACUAGAGAGAGGCAUGCCUAUUGCUCUAAUGGGGGUGAUGGGACAAGCAGCUACCGGGGAAGCAUUAGGGAAAGUGUUUGAUGCAUUGCAGAGGGAAGAUAUUGCACGGGGUCUGGUUUUUGGUCUAUUACUCCAAGGGAUCAAGGCUAUAACACAGUAA
Botrytis byssoidea is the source of this 3111-nucleotide messenger RNA. RefSeq lists its product as uncharacterized. Gene Ontology annotation, cellular component: intracellular membrane-bounded organelle. Gene Ontology annotation, molecular function: phosphatidylinositol binding. NCBI's taxonomy places the organism in Eukaryota, Fungi, Ascomycota, Leotiomycetes, Helotiales, Sclerotiniaceae. The record is from RefSeq and is a predicted model, not a curated record. The transcript has a single exon. Bases 1 to 3111 code for a protein of 1036 amino acids.